GGGGAGGAGCGCAGUUGGAGAAAAACCACCUCCGUGCUUCUGUAUGCGCUUAUAGCAAGCAUGGCAGGCGACAGCGAGACAAGGGUGGACAGUCAAGCCGAAAACGAGAACGCUAUCCGGCAACCUUUCCUCAUCGGGGUAGCCGGAGGGACUGCCAGCGGCAAGGUUGGCAUUGUGAUUUUUAAUGAAUUAGAAAUGUCCUGUUUUUAUUUUAAACACUGAAUUGUCAACGUGGUUGAAGGAUGAGUACUCACUGACCGCGUGGCUCAUGUCAUUACAGACCAAUGAAUGAAUGUUCCAUCAAAGCUAGUUUGUUCUUUAAUCAUUUCUGGAAAAACAUUGACAUUUUUAAAGCGUGUAUAGGAGUAGGCCCUGUUCGGCAAUAAUGUAACCCACUUAUGUGGCUGUAGAGAACUGACCUUAAUCCAACUUACAUUCAUGUCUUUGUCUAUAACAUCUAUAACCCUAUCAAUUAGUGUACAAAUAAUUAAACAUUUUCACAAACCUUCAUUAAACAAGGAUUUCGAGAGGAAUCUACUCUAUUAGAGAAUGAAUCUACUCAUAUAGGCCUAUUAAAUUCAGAAACACCAUUUAUGACAACACAGAUCGAAAAGCAAUAAUUUGCUUAGCCAACUAAACUCAACUCCACGAUUUACGAUGGAGUUGAAUGUGACGUCGAGCUCCAGUCCGCCCACACUAGACGCCACUGAACUCUGUCGGCGAGCUCCAUUGUUACUCUUAAUAUUCACUUGCUAAUGCGUCAACAGAACCAGUUGAUUACACCUGGCGAGCAGUGAAAACACUGCCUAUCCGCCAUAAUACACCAGAAUGGGGUCAGCGGCACAGAAAUAUAACAAGAGUUUCUAAACCCAGAAGCGCAACAUCGCGAGACUUCCGGGAACGCUUGCAAAACCGACCAGGUCGGGUUUUGGGGUUUGAGAAGUCAGAGAGAAGUGAACAUUUUUUCCUUAGUUGUUAAUUUUCUAGAAAUCGAAAGGCACAAAGUAGUUUGAGCUAAUAUCUUAAGUAUUUUAACAUGUUAUUACUCCAACCUCGUGAAAGUGACAAACUGAAAGUUUUAAUUUUUGUCAAAAACAACUUUGUCUGGAGAAGUCUUUGAGUUGAUGGUUUGCACAUGCGCAGUUCGGCGUGAGACGACCGUUAGACCAGAUUACGUGUUUUUAGCUAUCCAACGUCGCCAUGACAUACAAGUGUGAUCGGGGAUUUCUAUUGGAGAAGCAUUUUUAGCCUAUCUUCAUACUGGAGCCUACUGUCUUUGGUAAUAUGUGUCACAUCUUACGUCAUAACGUACUGGGAGGUGAGCCUUGGCCUACAUCAGUGCAGUGCUGCUUUUUCCAUGUAGGCUUCUGUUCAUCGUGGUACAGUAAAUAAUAAGUGCUCCUCUCUUCAGACUCAAGAAUUCAACCAUGCCAAAGUCAAAUUGUGAAUUAUAAAGUGAUGUCUGUAUUAUCUAGCCCACUUGUAUUCACAAUUGUCUGUUAGGUAAAUAGGUAGGCUAAACAUAUGGCCUUUCAAAUGCACCUCCCCCUACCUACCCCUCUGACUGAAGUGACUUAUCUCUUGUUUUUCUGUUUUGUUUUUCACUGUCUCCCAGAGACAUUUACAUUUGAAUCAUUUAGCAGACACUCUUAUCCAGAGCGACUUACAGUUAAGUGAGUGCAUACAUUUUUCAUACAGUCCCAAACAGUCCCUGGAAAUGGCUGAUGGCCUUGCAGCUAUGUCCUCUGCUGUAUUGUGUAGUCUCAGUCUCUCAGGCAAGGAUUUAAUAGUAUCCCUAUCAUUUUCAAAGGUCGCAUAUGUUAUUAUCAUGUUUUGAGUAGUAUUUAAGACAAGGGAGGAUUUAUUAUGGUCUGAAACCCAUUUCUCCUCACAAGUCCUAUUGUGGAAGUGUAUACACUGUAGGCCUACUGAGCCGGGGCGGGCUUUACUCCUUUAGCCUGGUUAUGCAUCCACCAUAUUUCCUGAAAUAUCCAAGCCAGCACAAUAGCCUACGGUUCGGGUUAGCACAGUAGGCAUUAGGGCUGAGAAUUGCCAGGGACCUCACGAUGCGAUAUUAUCACGAUACUUAGGUGCCGAAAUGAUAUUUAUUGCAAUCCUAUAUGUAUUGCGAUUUGAUGUUCCAAGCAUAUUGCUCACCAUAUGUGUUUGCUGCAGAGGGACAAGAGAGAAAUUAAAGUGCUGAAAACAAAUGGGCUCCCUAUUUAAAAAGAAGAUGGAGAACAAGCUAUGAAGGAAAAAUACUGGAGUUCUGGUGCAGGUACAGCAAACCAGCGCAAAGAUUAAUAUUGCAAUAUUGUCAAAAUGAUACUCUAUAUCAGGGGUGUCAAACUCAUUUUAGCUCAGGGGCCACAUGGAGGAAAAUAUAUUCCCAAGUGGGCCGGACCGGAAAAAUCAUGGUAUAUAUAUAACUUAAAAACAACAACUUCAGAUUGUUUUCUUUGUUUUAAUACGAUCAACAUACAACAUAAAGCUGGAGCCUGAGGACAGUGUGUCCAAAAUAGUACAAGCACAACAUCACUAUUAAUCAUAAAACACGUCAAGUUUAUUUGAAAAUUCUAAAGAAAAAGAACACACAAACACACAAUGCCUCAGUGAUUAACAGAACUGUUUCACAGAUCACAGAACUAUAUCAGGGUGUCAUUUCUCAGGCAGAAAUGUAGAUAAAAAUAAUGAAAUCCUGUUCCCCAAACAAGUGCAAGAACCACAGAGUCAAGAAUAGGUUAAAUAUACAAAUAAAAUAAAAUCAAUUAAAAACAAUAGCACAUCAACAUAAAAACAUAUAAACAUAAAUCUGAAAGCGUUGCUCAAACUCCCGUAACAGUCCAGUUAUUUUAUCUUUGAACCGCUUCAUGUCUGCCACAUGUUGGGUCGCGCACACAUUUUUCAGACAGGGGAAGUGAGCUGCAUCACCACCGGCAAGUUGCGUCUCCCACAAUGACAGCUUCAACUUGAAAGAACGUAUGCUGUCAUAAUACUGCGUGACAACCAGCUGUUUGUUCAAGUUAUUCAGGUGCUCUGUAACAUCCACCAUAAAUGCAAGGUCCGGCAUCCAUUCUGCGGAAUGAAAUUCUAACACUGGUUUGCCCUUUUCUUCCAUGAACUGUUCAAUUUCUUCUCGUAAAUCAAAGAAACGCCUCAGCACAGCACCUCGGCUUAACCAUCUUACCUCAGUGUGGUAUGGCAGGCCAUAGAUGUGGUCUUUCUCUCUGAGAAGGCUGUCAAACUGACGGUGAUUCAGGCUUCUGGAUCGGAUGAAAUUAACAGUUUGGAUGACCACCUUCAUGACGUUAUCCAUCUUUAAUGACUUGCAACACAAAGCCUCCUGGUGCAAAAUACAGUGAAAAGUAAAAAAAUCACGUCCUCCAUUUGCAGAUUGCACUUUCUCUCUGAACUUUGUCACAACGCCUGCUUUUUUCCCGAUCAUUGAGGGCGCACCAUCUGUAGCCAGGCUGACAGCGCGGGACCAGUCCACUCCGACCCUGUCCAGCGUGCCGACGAGUGCGGUGAAAAUAUCAGCUGCUGUCGUUGUAUCUGUCAUCGGCACCAACUCCACGAACUCCUCGGUGAUGGUCAAUGUGUCAUCAACUCUGCGGAUGAAAAAAUGGCCAGUUGUGCAACAUCUGUAAUGUCCGUGCUUUCAUCAAUUGCAACCGAAAACACAAUAAAUGACUUUACUUUUUGCUUCAACUGGCUGUCCAAAUCCACUGAAAGAUCGGAAAUCCUGUUUGCAACUGUGUUUCUUGUCAGGCUGAUAUUUGCAAAAGCCUGCCGCUUUUCAGGGCACACAAUCUCCGCUGCCUUCAUCAUGCAUGUUUUUACAAAUUCACCCUCACUAAAUGGUUUUGAAGCCACUGCGAUUUCAUUAGCAAUGAGGUAGCUAGCUUUCACUGCAGCGUCACUGAUGUCUCGGCUGUGAGUAAACACAGACUGCUGUUUCUUCAGACCCGCCAACAGUUCAUUCACCUUCUCUCAUCUCCGCUGUCCUUGAAAGUUGUCAUAUUUGUCAGCAUGAAGACUCACAUAGUGGCGACGAAGGUUAUAUUCUUUCAGCACUGCAACAUGCUCUGAACACACCAAACAUACAGCUUUCCCAUUCAAUUCUGUGAUUAAAUAGGAUGACCAUUUUUCUUGGAACACUCUGCACUCUGCGUCCACUUUUCUCUUUUUUGACAGAGACAUAUUGGGGCAAUGAGGGUGCCAAAGCACAUAAUGUUAAAAGUAGAAGCCGUAAUAAAUAUCGCGGGCAAAACAAAGUAGCUCAUUGGCUGCACGUGCUUGACCUACUUGCUCUGCCCCGGUAUAAACAGUUUGCUUGCUUAACACAAUUGCUAUUGCGCCAUCCAGUGGACGCAAUUGGAACAGCAGUUUAUUUUAUUGAAAAAUUGCAGCGCAUUUUUAUACUUAAAAAAAAUAUAAAUAUAUCAUCUCGCGGGCCGGAUUAAACCCGUUUGCGGGCCUGAUCCGGCCCGCGGGCCGUACGUUUGACACCCCUGCUCUAUAUCGUAAAAAAUUAGACCCCCCCCCAAAAAAAUCCCCCUACUGUCAAUCAGGCACGAUUGUACUGUUCCUUCCCAACAAUGUUUAUUUGACCUUCGGCAGUGUUUUGUCAUCACAGCCAGUGAGCUGACCAUGUCAUCCUGUCUUUGUCCUGAUUUUCAAAAAACAUAUACUAUUUUUUUUACAGAUUGAUAUUCCCACUGUAACUGAACAUGACAUAGCUUGUCAAUUGUCUUUAUGUACCUCUGACGUAGGAUUGCAGGGUAAACUGCAGUUUAGCUAUUUUGGACACAAUAGAAUUUUGAACUGGGGCACGGGAAUGUUUAGUCAGCGUUGGCAGUAGAAGAGGCAGACUUUGUGUCUGUCUGACUGACCCAUGCUUGGGUAAGAGACCUGACCUGGUCCUUUGUAACCAAGAGCAAUUUCGUCAGUCACUGUUUUAUUAAGGGCUUGGAAGAAAUGUGAAACGACAAAGGGGUCUGCUAUUGGGGGAGUUGGUGCUCUCAGAAACCUCACAAGCACUAACCUGACAAUCAUCUCUCUAACAUUUGUUUGCUUUGUAAUUUGUUGUAGAUACAUUUUGUAGAAAGUAUGCGAAGAAAAUAAAUGCAGAUAAGAAAUUAACUCUUUCACAUCCUCUAUGAAAUGCUGUUCUAGAGCAUGAAUUGUGGUUCACUAUUCCUUUGCGUGUAAUAUUUCUUGGUAUCAUACCCCACCACAAACGGAAGAGACAAACUACCAGUAGAGCCACCUGUUUAUCCGACAGUACUUUUUUCUUCUUCUGACAAACUUUUCUGGGAAGUCUGGAGAGACCAUGCAGUGUCAGUUUAGGCUGUGUGUGGGUGUAUAUGAAGUCUGUAGGGCCCAGGCCCAGCUUGCAGAUUUUUGUUUUUUUUGUUAGUUUUUUUAUCUUUAUUUUAACAGGGAAAAAAACAGACUGAGACCUGGAUCUCUUUUAAGGCUGUGCCCUGUGUAAACAUGUUGACAUGUACAGUUUUAGACAUACAGACAAGAACAUUUCAAACAUACAAAACAAAAACACAAUUCAACAGAAACAAUCACAGACAACAUCAUAUUGAUCCUCCAUAAAAAAUUUAAAAUGGGCAAGGGACACCAGAGUGUCUAACUUAAGUUGGAUCUGCAGUUUGUUCCAUAAAUAAGGUGCAAAGGAACUGAAGGCAGUCCUACCCAACUCUGUGGAUUAUUAGUUAAAUGGAUUGAAAGUGUGACCCGGACUGGUGACUAGCAUUUUAGUGGGCAGCCAGGGAGUAGAGCUCCGAGAGAAUAGGAAUGCUCAGUGUGGAUUAAAAGGAAAGUGAAGGCUAAGUACAGUGAGUCCCAUCAAAGAACAUAUUGUGGCUGCGUGAACAUCUUGUAAUGGCCCUUCUUCUUUGACAUCCUUGAGCUAUUCCCUCUGAAUGUAGACUCAUUUAUAAACGUGGAUAGACUCCAGACAAAUAUAUUCUGCUUUAUCAUCUUGUAAUAUCUUUGCCCUGUCUGAGCUCUUUUCAAGGAGACACUUCUGUAAUUUUCACUGAUUGCUAGCAUGCAUUUUCCUCUUCUGCUGCAAUACAUUUUCCCUUCUCUAACAAGUUCAACUUGACCUAUUGUCUGUUGCCAGUCAUCUCUGUUUUUCUGAUCUCUGGUAGGCCUGGAGCAAGCAGUUAGAUUAUCAUUGCAGUCGGCUGGUGACACGUGUAGGUGCAGUGGUCUAAGAAUAGUACCUCUAUUGACUGACCGACAUCCUGUCUACUGUGGUGUGCCUCAGACUUGAUACGUGGCAGCCUUACCGUUCUCAAUGACACGUCUGGUUUGGACUUAAUGUGCUGAAUUUUGUUGUCAUAAUGUGAGAUCAUCAUUACUGAUCUUGUCAUCCUAUUUACUGUAGGCCCUCUCUCCUCUACCUUGAAUUGGCUAAUGAACCAUAGAGACAUGUAUUUUAUGCUGUACUGCGAGAACAACAGGGAUGGGCUAGUGCCCUUUGGCGUUUUUAUAUUUGUAUGUUUAGUAUAUUUUUCAAUGUAAGAUAAUACUGUCACUUCCCCCUUGCACUUCUUAAACAGACAGAGGUUAGCCACGCAUGAUGUAGUGAACUGGAAGCCAGCAAGGUGACCACACUCAGGGGCCCUGAGUCCUAGAGUGGUCCUAUGAAUAAAAGAGGAGUCUAGUUGUAAAAUAGUAGGUCAGAGUAUUGUAAACAUGUAAGAACAUUUAAAUGGGAGCUAUUGCACAUUACUGCAGAUUUGUCUUCUUCUGUCCGUAUGUCUGUAAUAGUCUAGUACCAUUUAUAUUCUUUAUGACCCAUUCUUAUUUUUGACAUGCUCUCAUCUCCAUAGCUCGGUGAACACAACUCCACUCUUACAUCUUUAUGGGUCACAAUUUACUUCAGAUAACACUAUCUGACAGACUUAACUGUCUGUCUCUCGCUCCUCCUUCUGCCCUGGCCAGUCAUCUGUCUGCGGUAAGAUCAUGGAGCUGCUUGGCCAGAACAAGAUUGACCAUCACCAGCGCCAGGUGGCCAUUCUCAGCCAAGACAGCUUCUACAGGGUCCUCACACCGGACCAGAAGGCCAAGGCACUGAAGGGACAGUUCAACUUCGACCACCCAGGUAUUUAUUUAUUUAUCUGGAUACUAUGUCGAUCGCUAAAUUGUAGUCUUAUGUGUAUGGUAUAUGUUAACAACUAGUGUGUAAAAUAAAUAAAUAAUAUUUACUCAUGUCCCUUUGCUCUCUCAUUGAAGAUAAAUAUUUGCAUUGUUGUGUUUCUACUCAAAUGAUACGUCUGUUGGGCUUUUCCCCCUAGUUCUUAGAAAUAGAAUUACCAUCAUUCCUUGAGAGAACUAAAGGUUUCUACAUGUCCUGCCUUGGGGCCCCUAAUGGCCAAUGAUAGACUGCUGUAUUGAAAGUCUGUCUCAUUCAGAGUACAUACUUAGCAGCAGUGUCUCACUCUGGCAGAAUGUGUAGCAGAGUAGUCUGUCUCAGACAGUGUGGUAGAUAAUGUUUGGGCCUAUGUCUUAGUCAUUGCAGUCUGGCCUUUCUGGCUCUCUGGCUCUGGCUCUGAUUCUGGCAUCUAUUGUGGGGUUUGGCUUGCCAGCCAUAUCAGCACCGGUUCUAUCCUCAUAGCAACAUGUCUUCUAGUGGGGGUUAGGUCUAGAUCCUAUGGCUUGGCACAGUGGCACCAGCAGAAACACAGACAGACACCAUUGUUCUAAGUGCCUUUGCUCUCUCUUUCUUCUCAGAUGCAUUUGACAAUGAGCUCAUCGUCAAAACGUUGUGGGACAUUUUGGAGGGCCAAACAGUGCAGAUCCCAGUGUAUGACUUUGUCACCCAUUCCAGGUCUGUGGUUAGGAUACACACUCACUCACUCCCUCCCUCCCUCACUCACUCACUCACUCAUCUCAUACACAUUGUCCUCUCCCUGGUGUGUGUGUGUGUGUGUGUGUGUGUGUCAGGAAGGAAGAGGCGGUGACAGUGUACCCAGCAGACGUGGUGCUGUUCGAGGGCAUCCUGAUGUUCUACUCCCAGGAGAUCAGGGACCUGUUCCAGAUGAAGCUGUUUGUGGACACAGAUGCAGACACACGGCUCUCACGCAGAGGUGAAAGCUUAGACACAUAUAUAUAUAUAUAUAUAUAUAUAUAUAUUCACUAUUUCAUUGGAUGAAACACAGCAAACUUGUGAAUUGUAUAAAAACAGCAGGGGGCUUCCAAUACAGUUCCUGGAGGGCAUGAGUGGGGACUGGAUGUAGAGGUCUACUAGCUGUAAGAAUCUUUCCUGUGAAAUCAUACUGAAAGCUCCACUCCUGUUCUGUGUUCCCUCCCCAGUGCUCAGAGACAUCGGCGAGCGAGGAAGGGACCUGGAGCAGGUGCUAACGCAAUACAUAACCUUUGUCAAGCCCGCCUUUGAGGAGUUCUGUCUGCCAGUGAGUACCUAGCUAUGAUACUGCCACAACGCAUAUUCUAAGAGCCUUGGAUCAAUCGAUUAAUGUCAAUAGCUAGGUUUCCAUCCAAUUGUCGACAGAUUUUCAUGCGAAUAUUCUCAAAUCUGCAUUUUCCAUUAUAUUUAAUUGUUGUGGAUAAAAGGCUGUGCGUGAUGUAGUGCACAUAAAAAUUACUUUUGAGGUUAAAUUCCCAUGUACCGAAUAAAAAACACAAGUUAAAUAGGUUUCCAUCGCAUUUUCAAUUCUACUGAUGGUUUUGUCACAAAAAAACGUUGUUAUAUAGCGAAUGUACCCACUCUUGUCUUGGCACAGUGCAGGUAUAGCCUACAUGAUGAGAUUAUUAUGGACAAAAAAUGUACGAUUAUUUUUAUUUGUCAAACGGCAGCCAAGAAUUGAUCAUGUCAUCAGAAUAAGAUGCUCAAUAUUUAUAGGAAAGGAGCAUCAAGCUCAUCACCCUGCACUUUCACCACCCUGUGAAGUUCAUCGUAGCUUAUUUAAUCUGUAGCCUAAUAAACUGCAUGCUUUCCUGAGUCGUAGUGGGAGGACCACACAACAUAUCAUCGCGUGACUCCAAGUUUAUCAUAUAUAAUAUGAUGGUAUUAUAUCAAUAUUUGCACAUAGAGGUUUCCACCACCAUUUCUCACAAUACAUUUUACAGACACAAAAAGAUCCCACCUUGUCUAGUGUGUUUUGUUGACAGUUGGAAACUUUACAGACAAAUGUGUUGUUUCCAUCAGGCCUGUCGUGACAUUUUUUUAUCUGACAUGUACUUUACUCGCAUAAAAAGGUUGGCUGGAAACCUGGUUAUUGUCAGUUGUCUCAGACCUCCUCUUGAAAGGUAUUGAACACCCUGGCCCUGAUUCAGAUUGUAUUCCUAAACAUGUUUAUUUCUUCACCCCCUGUAGACCAAGAAGUGCGCUGACGUGAUCAUUCCCAGAGGAGCAGAUAAUCUUGGUGAGUUUCUGACUGUUUGUUUCUCAAUAUUGCUGCCUUAUGCAAGCAGGCUUUUGUGUGACAAACAUCACUGACUGACUCAUUCUUGGACACAUCUCCCCAUAGAGAGUCUGUCAUUGACAUUGUUAAGCAGCCCAGUCUCUUACCCUGCGAUGGUAAACUUACUAAAGGUUGCUGUGAAUGUGAUGGCUGUUUUGUUUAUUCUACUGUUUUGAGAUAGAUAAUGUUGUGGCCUGUGAUUGGUGAGACCUAUACAUGGGAAUCAGACUAGAUUAGCUGUUUUGUCCUGGGAAUGUUUCAGACUGUCUCUGUUUUGGAAUGGCAAGGUCAAUUGUAGAUUUCUCAAAGCAAAAUGUAUUUGCAAGCCCUAUUAGUCAAACUGUGGUGCUUUUAAAUUCUGGAACUUGUUCUGCUUCAAUUUUAUCUGAAUAAAAGAGGAAUGGAACACCUUAUAGAUUAUCCUUCAAUGUCCCCUCUCUCUCUCUCUCUCCCCUUAACAGUUGCCAUAAACCUUAUAGUUCAGCACAUCCAGGACAUUCUGAACGGUGGUCUGACCAAACGCCUGAACGGCAGCCUUAACGGUUACGGAACUCCCCGGAAACGGCAGGCGUCAGAGUCCAGCAGUCGGCCCCACUAACCACACCACCCCUCUCUGAACGCUAGGGAUCGAUGGAAGAGGGGAGGAGGGCUCAUCUGUACAUGCAUAAAUACAUACAUACAUACCU
This is a messenger RNA of Coregonus sp. 'balchen', 10132 nucleotides long. NCBI's taxonomy places the organism in Eukaryota, Metazoa, Chordata, Actinopteri, Salmoniformes, Salmonidae. The record is from the annotation of a GenBank genome assembly.